Molecule: messenger RNA, 507 nt
Organism: Durusdinium trenchii
Lineage: Eukaryota; Dinophyceae; Suessiales; Symbiodiniaceae
Source: the annotation of a GenBank genome assembly
GUCUGUGUGACCCUUCUGCCAGUACCGUGGCAGCCUUGGCCCACCGGCCUUCGAGUGCAACACAUACGGGAUGCCUUGGGCGAUGGCGCCGGGCUGCUUGAUCAACUCACUGCGGUGGUCAACCUUUUGGCGCAGGGGCGGGCCUGUGCCAGCGUCAUGCCGGUGUUGGCCGGCGCUGGGUUGGUGGCUUGCCCAAGCCCUCUGGUGGGGUCCGACCCAUUGCCGUUGGGGAGCUUCUCCGCCGCCUUACGGGAGCCGGGGUUGCUGUGCCCGGCGGAGCGGAAGCGGCCGUGCAUUGCCUUCGGGCCUGGGUUGGCCGCCGUGCUGCUUCCCACGAUUCCGUGGUCGUCAGCCGUGUUGCAAGAGGCCCGGGACAAGUUCCCAGCCCUGGCCCGCUGGGCCACCUGGUGCUACCGGCAGGCCAGCAACUUGCAGUUUGGGGACACAGUGCUGCAGUCCAGCAGCGGGGUGCAACAGGGCGACCCGCUUGGGCCCCUGCUGUUCGCU